AGCGCCUCGGUCGCUCCCCAGCAGCACCCCCGGGACAGCAGCGUCCCGUCGGCCUCGCAGCAGCACCCGGGCCUCCCUCCUUGCCGCCCGGCCCGGGCUCUCCCGCCGCUGCUCCGCUGCCGAGGACACCUCAUGGGAAAUAAAUAAAUAAAUUACCCCACUCAUCCCCGCGGCAGGGAGACGAGGCGGUGGUCGCGGGAUUAGAUCCAGCCCGAGCUAGAAACCAGCGUAAUUGGAGAAGAGACAGAUAUCAAAUAUGCCACCAGCAACAGCAGCACCAGAGUACCCACCUCCAGAUGGAGGUUGGGGAUGGGUUGUGGUCUUUGGCGCUUUUAUCUCCAUUGGAUUUUCCUAUGCAUUCCCUAAAGCCAUCACAGUAUUCUUCAAAGAAAUACAAGAAAUCUUCCAUACAUCAUAUAGUGAGAUAGCUUGGAUAUCAUCAAUAAUGUUGGCUGUCAUGUAUGCAGGAGGUCCCAUAAGCAGCGUUUUGGUGAAUAAGUAUGGUAGCCGGCCUGUGAUGAUAGCAGGUGGUAUCCUGUGUUCGUUUGGAAUGAUUGCUUCCUCUUUCUGCAAUAGUGUCCUGGAACUUUAUCUAUGUAUUGGUGUUGUUGGAGGUCUGGGUUUAGCAUUCAACUUACAGCCUGCCUUGACCAUGAUUGGCAAGUAUUUCUAUAAGAAGCGUCCUAUUGCUAAUGGAUUGGCCAUGGCUGGAAGUCCAGUGUUUCUGAGCACAUUGGCACCUCUCAAUCAAUUCCUCUUUAAUGCAUUUGGCUGGAAAGGAAGCUUUCUCAUUCUGGGAGGACUUCUUUUGAACUGCUGUGUGGCGGGGUCACUUAUGAGACCUGUGGGACCGAAAACAGUCCGUCCUGUGAAAAAAGAUGUUGAAAAAGGCACAGGAGAUUCUACCUUGCACAAAAACAACAAGAAGUCUUUUUGGCAAACUAUGAAUAAGUAUCUAGAUCUGUCCCUCUUCAAACACAGAGGGUUUCUGAUCUAUUUGUCAGGAAAUGUGAUUAUGUUUAUUGGCUUCUUCGCUCCGAUAGUAUUCUUGGCUCCUUAUGCAAAGCACAAGGGAAUUGAUGAAUAUUCUGCUGCUUUUUUGCUAUCUAUCUUAGCCUUUGUAGACAUGUUUGCUAGGCCUUCAAUGGGACUAGUAGCAAACUCCAAGUUUAUCCGGCCAAAGAUUCAGUACUUUUUUAGUUUUGCUGUCUUGUACAAUGGCAUCUGUCAUGUCUUGUGCCCUCUGGCAACAAAUUAUACUGGCUUGGUGAUAUAUGCUGUAUUUUUUGGGUUUGCAUUUGGAAUGGUUAGCAGCGUUCUUUUUGAGACACUGAUGGACCUCGUUGGGGCUGCCAGAUUUUCCAGCGCGGUUGGACUUGUCACCAUAGUGGAAUGUUGCCCUGUGCUCAUAGGUCCUCCUUUAGGAGGUGAAGAUCCACAUGAGAAUCUAAAGGGAUGCAUUGCGUGCAUGUGCAAUAGGUAGAUUAAGAGCAUAUCUCUACUGGCCCAUAAAUCCAGGUUGGUUAGUGGAUGUUACUGGUGAAUAUCAGUACAUGUAUUUUGUCUGCGGAGUGAUUGUGAUUGUGGCAAGUAUCUGGUUAUUUGUUGGAAAUACCAUUAACUACAGGCUUUUGGCAAAAGAAAAGAAGUUAGAAGAUGAGAAGCAGAAAGCACAGAAGAACGCUGACUCAAAGGAAGCGGAACCACUAACAAACAAUGAGAGUGACGAUUCUGCCAGGAGAGCUGAUAAAGCUCUUGAAGAUCCUUCAGAGAGAGAAACCAAUAUUUAAUCUGCAAUAUAGCUCAGAAGGCAACAUUUAUGACCUCCAUUAGAAAUAUGUCUUCAAGACACAGGCCAGGUUUUGUAGUAAUAAUGAUCAGUCACAAUAUUGGGUGGGAACAGAUUUUUGCCCCAUUGGCAAGACUCUAAGUUAAAUUACUAUCUAUGGUUUAUUUAUUUCAGUGAUACAAAAUUGAGAUUACAGAGGUAGUGACUCCAUCCAAAUAAGUCCAUGACACUAUGACUCUGGACAGUCAAGAGUCAGGUAAACCAGACUAUAUAGCCUUCCAGUAACAAAUGGUUUCGUUUCAAAAGUAUAUCUAAUGCAAAAGUAUCUCCUACUCUUGUUUGUGAAGAUACUUUGUGUUCAUCUUUUGAGAAUUGUUAAAGUCUGUUGAAAUAAUGUGCCCAAACUGUACCUACCACUACUGUUAAAAAGAAUACAAGCUCAAAGAUCUUUUUCAAAAGAGACAGAGUACCCAAAUGAAGCACACUGAAACUUUUUUGUAUGCCCACUAGAUCAAAAAGAUACAAUAUGUCUGUAUAAACAAUUAUAACAUGGAUGUAAAAGUUAAGUCUGGAAGACAAACAAUUGGUGGGCACCAUCUCUAAAAUACAAUAAACAGCUGAAUUACAAUAUAUUCUAGAAGUUGUUUCCUCCUGUGGUAGCUGACUACAUUGUACUUCAACAUAUACAUUUGAACACAAAGUACAUUCAGACCUUAGUAAUUCAAACUAAGCUAAAAUUUGCCUGUAUGUAGAAGGAUUUAAACCCAAGAUUUACAUUGUUAGCAAAAGUGCCAAUUAGUUUGUUUGCUUAUGUUUUCCUGUGUGGCUGAAGGAUCUGGAUUAGACUGUGAAGCGUUCUUCCUAAAGGGACUAGGUUCAAAACCCAUUGAUGUUGAACGGGUACUUACCUUUGGCUUUUGUGGCCUGAAUCAGUUACAUGGCAAUGACUUCAAAGUAGAUGCUUGGGUUUACUGGCAACUCAUUGGUUGGUUGAUAGUCUACUAAGGGAAGAUUAAAGGUCCAACUUUAGGUCUUUGCAGACA
Strigops habroptila (Kakapo) is the source of this 2832-nucleotide messenger RNA. It is a transcript of the gene SLC16A7, whose product is annotated as solute carrier family 16 member 7. The record is from RefSeq and is a predicted model, not a curated record. Gene Ontology annotation, cellular component: membrane. The transcript has 6 exons. Gene Ontology annotation, biological process: monocarboxylic acid transport; transmembrane transport. NCBI's taxonomy places the organism in Eukaryota, Metazoa, Chordata, Aves, Psittaciformes, Psittacidae. Bases 257 to 1483 code for a protein of 408 amino acids. Gene Ontology annotation, molecular function: monocarboxylic acid transmembrane transporter activity.